UGAAACAGAUGCGACGUGAGACUGAAAGCUUUAAUCGUUGGAAGAAAGCGAAGGAACAGGAACUAAGUAAGUUAAAAGACCAAGAAAGAAAGCGUCAGUAUCAGAUGAUGCGAAUGGAAAAUCACUAUAGUAAGCAACAGAAUGUCUUGAAGAGAAAAGUAGAGGAAGCCCAUGCUAUUAAUAAACGGUUGAAGGAAGCAUUGGAGGUACAACGCAAAGUUAAACAGCAUAGCAGUGAGAAAAAUACAAACACAGAAAAUAUUAAAGACUGGAUCAAUCAAGAAUUGGAAUUACUAUUUAGUGUCAAUAACGCAGAACUCACUCUUCAGCGUUUGUUACAAGAUAGGUCAGAUCAUGCCGUAAAAUUAGAAAAGCUUAAGACUGACAAAAUGGCUCGGGAAUCUCCCACAUAUCAAAAUGAUUUAGAUGAACUCGUACAGAAUGUUGAAUUGCGAAGUGCACAAAUAGCACAACUGCAACGCGAGAUUUUAGAAUCUGACCAAGAGAAUAGGUGUAAGUCACGAUGGCAGACUGUGAGGUCCAUGGCCGAUGCCAAGACUGCUCUUAAUAUUGUCUUCGAAAUAGUAGGAGAUAUACAUAAAAGAGAAAUUGCAAAAAAUUGGGAAUACGAGGAACUGAUAGACACAUGUGAUCAGCAACAUCUUAAGAUUCGGCAAAGUGAACUUCAAGCAAUUGCAUUAAAAGCAGAGUAUGAGCAAAAACUUGCAAAGCUCCAAUCUGAAUACGAGCAGGAUGUUAUGGAUUGUAUAGAACAUCUUCGGGGUACUAAUGAAAAUUCCAAUAUUGAAAACACUGAGAACACAUGGUUGAAACGUGAAUUGAAAAUGUACAAAGAACGUUGUCAAGCCUUAGAGCAGGAACGCGAGGAAGCUUGGAAAAAUAACGAAUCGGCCAACAACUCGAAAACUACUGGCCAUAAAAAAACGAAAAAGUCUAAAUUCACGGUUGACGAAAACCAAGAUCCACGAGUAGUUUGGAAAGAUAUGUUUUCAGAUGAUAGUUUUGGCGCCGAUGACGAUAAUGAUAAUGAUCCUGAUUGGAGAAAAACACCACUAUACAAACGAACUAGAAAAACCGUAAGCGUGUUAACAGAUUUAAGCAAAGAUGAUGUUCAACCUUUAAAACGAUCAUCCGGCGGAGAGAUCAAAUGUUCGUGUAAAACGAACUGUUCCACGCGGUUGUGUACUUGUCGUCGUCAUAAAACAUCCUGUUCAAAUUGUAAUUGUCAAACAGAUAUAUGUAAAAACAGAAACACAAAAACUACGGAAUUCGACUAUUUCCCAGAUGAUCCGCGAGACACUACCGUGGACGAUGUCGCAAAACGUCUGAAAUUAGAAUAAAUGCACGCCUAAGCUUUAGCAUGUUAACUUGUGAAUUUUAUCUUAACAUUAACAUUAAAUGCACUAUUGAAUAGUGAAUUUUAAUUAAUAUCAUAGGUAUUCAAAAAAAAUAAUUUUUAUUCUGUAGACGUUACCUGUUAAGGUGGUCCGGUUAUGGUAAUAGAGAUGGUCAGAUUGAAACAGGUGGUAAAAGAAAAUUGUAAGAUUUUAGGUUCAACAAUAAAUGAGUGAAAAUAUAAGAUAAUCUCAA
This is a messenger RNA of Cephus cinctus (wheat stem sawfly), 1611 nucleotides long. RefSeq names its product chromosome-associated kinesin KIF4. The transcript has 8 exons. The record is from RefSeq and is a predicted model, not a curated record. Gene Ontology annotation, biological process: mitotic spindle organization; microtubule-based movement. The coding region runs from base 9 to 1361 and encodes 450 amino acids. NCBI's taxonomy places the organism in Eukaryota, Metazoa, Arthropoda, Insecta, Hymenoptera, Cephidae. Gene Ontology annotation, molecular function: microtubule motor activity.